AUGCUAUCAUCCAGCAAACGUCUUCAGGACCGCGCCGCUGUGCAGAAGGAUGACAAGCUCGUCUCUUACAGUAGCGACGCCGAAAGCGUUUGUGGUCACGACAGUUUUGUAGCAGACUACGACGAUGAGGCCGAGGAAAUCGAUGAAUCCUGGAUUCCCACCGAUUUUGUGGUUGAGGACGAUAUCGUUCGAGUCUAUGUCACAGCAAGGGAUAAGCCGAUCGAAGUUUCGAAGGCUCUGCUGUGCCGUGACUCGACCUACUUCAAAGCUGCCCUGACUGGUCGUUUCAAGGAAGCCGUCACGAACGAGAUCCAUCUCGGCGAGCGAUACGAUCUGUUUCAAGUCUUCCGCAAAUGGCUCGAGGACGGCAACCUGGAUUUCUUAACACUAGAAGCCUGGCCCCGAACUGCAGACCAGGUCGACACCGCUCUCGUAGAGAUCUACUGCUUUGCUGAUCGUAGAGGCGUGCCGGCCAUGGGCGAUCAGAUUCUCGAGAAGUUGGACAAGUUCAUCAGACCUGAGGGACUGCCCGUUCGCGUUGACUUCAGCGCCAUCAAACUGGCAUGGGAUGAACUCCCAGAAACAUCUGGGCUGUGCCGCUAUCUGCUUGCCAUCGAACGCGACGCCGACCGCUGCAACUUGCCUAGCCGUGCCGCUGCAGAAUUCGAGUGGCUGCCUGGACACUUCACUCUCGCCUUGCUCAAGGCCACUCACGACGAUACUGAUAAAUUCCUUACGGCAUCAGUCCAGAAGCAGCCUGUUGAUGUUGUGAAGUUGCAGGCACUCGUCAAGGAUGUUGGUGGUGCGGAAGGGGCGUACAGGGCUAGGAAAUGGCCAUGGAUCUGCAGCACCUUGGGUACCAAAGCACCAUCAGGAUGCGAUUCGGACAAGCUGUGGGCCCACAUGAGAGCACUGAACAGAACAUGGCUAAGCCCUUGGGACGCCAGUCUUACUCCAAAGGACAGAUCAUCAGCCGAAAAGGAGUGUCCAAGACCAUUGGCCAAGGACUUCUACCACGGCGCUGUACCAAGAUUUGCUAUCAAGAGGAAGAGCACUACCGACCACGACAGACACAGUUACUACGACUGA
This is a messenger RNA of Aureobasidium pullulans EXF-150, 1089 nucleotides long. RefSeq lists its product as uncharacterized. The record is from RefSeq and is a predicted model, not a curated record. NCBI's taxonomy places the organism in Eukaryota, Fungi, Ascomycota, Dothideomycetes, Dothideales, Saccotheciaceae. The coding region runs from base 1 to 1089 and encodes 362 amino acids. The transcript is spliced from 2 exons. Gene Ontology annotation, molecular function: DNA binding; protein binding.